Molecule: messenger RNA, 1824 nt
Organism: Ascoidea rubescens DSM 1968
Lineage: Eukaryota; Fungi; Ascomycota; Saccharomycetes; Ascoideales; Ascoideaceae
Gene: SPB4
Product: ATP-dependent RNA helicase SPB4
Exons: 2
Coding region: 1-1824 (607 amino acids)
Cellular component (GO): nucleolus
Molecular function (GO): ATP binding; RNA helicase activity; nucleic acid binding
Source: RefSeq, a predicted model, not a curated record
AUGGAUUCAUCUUUAAACUGGGAUUGUUUGUCUUAUCAAUUGCAGCCAUGGAUAAUAGAGACAAUAAAAUCACUUGGAUAUGAAACUAUGACACCUGUUCAGGCUACUACAAUUCCAGCAUUUGCCAACAAUAAAGAUGUUGUAGUUGAAGCAGUUACAGGUUCUGGAAAAACGUUGGCGUUUGUUAUUCCAGUGUUAGAAAGAGUUAAUAAGAUAUUGGAAAGUGAAAAGACACAUAGAAAGGGACAUUUUUAUUCUGUCAUUAUAUUGCCUACUAGAGAGUUGGCAAAUCAAAUUAAUAAUGUAUUUCAGAGCUUUUUAGAAAAUUAUCCCAAGGAACAAAAAAAUUCGAUUAAAACGCAGUUACUAGUUGGUUCAUUGAAUUCAAUGAGUGAUGAUUUAGAAUAUUUUUUCUCAAAACAACCUCAAAUAUUGGUUGGAACUCCUGGGAGAUUGCUUGACUUUUUGUCGAAUUCCAAUGUCAAAUGCAAGAUGUGCGAUUGUAUUGUUUUAGACGAGGCUGAUAAAUUGUUGGAUAUCAGUUUUGAGCUGGCAACCAAGUCGAUUAUACAGUAUUUGCCCAAACAAAGAAGAACAGGAUUAUUUUCUGCUACCAUAUCCAGUGCUGGUUCUGCGAUUUUCAAAACAGGAAUGACCAAUCCUGUUAAAAUUACUGUCAAAAACAAACUGGCAAAUGCAGCGCCAGAGUCGUUGGGCUUGAGCUACAUUGUGCUCAAGCCUGAAAACAAGAUCAAGAUGCUUUUACAUAUAUUGUCCAAUUACGAGUUCAGAAAAGUGAUUGUGUAUUUUCCGACAUGUAUCUCUGUAACAUAUUUCUAUAAUAUGCUCCAGUAUUUGGUUAAAAAAGGAUUUAUUACUGAAUCGUCAUCAAUAUUGAAAUUUUUCUCGUUGCAUGGAAAGCUAAAUGCGAAACCAAGAAUGAAGACUUUGGCGAAUUUCACCAACGACCUCAACAAGUCUGUGUUGCUAACCACUGAUGUUGCUGCCAGAGGCAUUGAUAUUCCAGACGUGGACUUGGUGGUUCAAAUUGACCCUCCAACGGAUCCUGAUAUGUUUUUGCAUCGUUGUGGAAGAACUGGGAGAGCAAACAAAGUUGGAAGAGCAAUAGUGUUCUUCAACGAAGGUCGGGAGGAGAAUUACGUUGAUUUCAUGAAGGUCCGAAAGUUGGAGCUCGUCCGGUUGAAGGUGGAGUUUGACGAGGCAAAGUUCGAAAAGAUGGCAGCCUCGCUUCAAGAGUGGGUUUUGGAAGACCGAGGCAGGUUUGAGCACUCUGUGACUGCGUAUGUUGCGUUUGUGAGGUACUACUCAAAACACACAGCGUCAUCAAUAUUCCGGUUGCAAACACUCGACUACCUUGGAUUGGCCCGAAUGUACUCGCUAUUGAGAUUGCCCAAAAUGCCGGAAACCAGGCACAUUUCGCGUGAGCAGCUUGUGGAGGCCAACGAGGGCUGGCUCAUUUCGCCCAGGGUCGACCUUGAAACGUACGCCUACAGUGAUCUGCAAAGAGAAAAAGCCAGGUUGAGGGAGUUGCAGAACCUGAGCAACGUCCGAGAAAAAAACAAGCGAAAGGCCAUGAAAAGAAAACUGAACAAGGCCUGGUCAACACAAAAGGAAAAACACGAGCAAAAGCAAAGGAAAAUCGAGAAAAGAGAGCAGAAAAGAGAGCGACAUGAACAAGAACAUAUGGAUGCAUACAAUUCCAGUGGUGAGGAAACAGCUGAGGAUUGGAAGAGUCUUGUUUUGAGCAGAAAGAAGAAAAAAGCCAAAACACAAAACGGCUUUGGGACCUUUGAUGGGUUGUAG